Molecule: messenger RNA, 1300 nt
Organism: Oldenlandia corymbosa var. corymbosa
Lineage: Eukaryota; Viridiplantae; Streptophyta; Magnoliopsida; Gentianales; Rubiaceae
Source: the annotation of a GenBank genome assembly
AGAAAGUGAACACCUCAUCCCCCAAAUGUCGCCAACCUCCAUAACCAUAAGCCACUAAAAAGUAAAAAAUUGGCAAAUGAUUAAAACUGUGUUGGGUUUUUGUGUCACAAAAAUUUCAAUUCUCAAAGAGCGAUCACAUUGCCAGCACAUGCAGAUCACAUUUCUUAAUUCCCAAUAUCUCUUUCCUUGUCCCCUUCCCCGGACUCUGUUUCUAUAUAUAUGCCUCCAACUCUUUGCCAAUUCCAUCAAACUCAUCUACCCAAAAACAAUUCAGUGAAUUAGCCUUUGUGAGGAAAAAAAAGAAAGAACAAGAAAAAAUGGCCUCAAAAACUAGCCACAUUCGAUCCAUUAGUCUGCCCAGCAGAUCACAUCCCACAACUCAAAGAGUUGAGGAAGUAUUGAACAAGAUCAAAACAUCUGAGCUAUCAUCUGAUGCAUCUGAGUCUAUCUGCUAUGGUUUAUGCAGAUUGGCUGAGUUGUAUCAAUGUGUGGAUGAGCUUCUCAACUUACCUUCCACCAUUCAAGCUCUGUCUCAACAGGGCAGCCAGAAAUUGGGUGACGAAUUCAUGGAUAGAUCAUUGAGAAUCUUGGAUAUUUGUGGGAUCACAAAGGAGAUUGUUUCUCAGUUCAAGGAAAAUCUUAGAGAUCUUCAGUCUUCUCUCAGGAGAAGAACUAACACAGAAUUAAGCCUGAACAACUACACUUGCUUCAGGAAGAAGAUGAAGAGAGAUGCCAAAAGAUCAAUGGCCGCUUUGAAACAAAUAGAUCAGGGAGUUAACGGAAUCUUCAAUCUUGAAGAUGAAUGCAUCUCUGCAUUGAUCAGAGCACUCAGGGAAGUAACUUCCACCAGCAUUGCAGUUUUCCAAUCAGUUUUGAUGUUCUUGUCUGCUCAAUCUUCCAAACCAAAGACAAGCAAAUGGUCAUUGGUUUCGAAGUUGGUGAACAAAAGCAAAAUGGGAUCAUGUGAAGAGCAACAAGAAUCCCAGAACGAGGUGGAAAAUGUAGAUUCAGCAGUAGAAAGCAUAUGCAAAAAUGAUCAAGAAAACGAAAAGAUCCAGCUUGUUCAGAACAGAUUGGAGAUUUUGGAGACCGGCAUUGAUGGUGUUGAGAAUGGAUUGGAGGGAUUGUUCAGGUGCUUGAUCAGAUCAAGGACCUCCCUUCUAAACAUCUUCUCAUGCUAAUUAGCUCCCCCAAAGAUCCUAAAUCUUGCAUAGGCAUACAAAUUUUUAGCAGAUAUGCUUAUGGAAACAAAAUUGUACAUUAUAUGAACAUUUUUGUACCUAAUACAUACACAAAAAAU